AAUGGCGAUAGUAUGUGAUGCUGAUGUUAUUUUAAUCCUAAGCGGGUGAUUUUAUAAUGGUUGGCUGCUGUUACUUUUACGUUCGGAUGUGCGAUUAGUGACAGUACAUUAUCGACAAUAUGAUGUUAUGAUGGUUUAAAAAUUUAAAGCAGUUAAGAAAUGGAAACUAUAGCUACAACUCAGGGCGCAGAUUCUGACAUGGACUGCUCUGAUAAUGAGGAUUGUUACGACGAUUAUAAUGACUAUUACAACGACGAUGAUAGCGAUGUUGAACACAUAGAUCCCAGGAAAGUGGAUCCAGAACAUUUUGACUAUAAGUGUUUAUCUGAGGAAGAAGUAGAAAGACUCCUAAAUGAAACUGUAGAAGGUCUCAGUAAUCGUCUUCAUAUUCCUCCCUCAUUGGCCAAAGUUUUAUUACAUAGUCAUAACUGGAAUAUAAAUGAAGUCAUUUGUAAAUAUAAAGAGAAUCCCCAACAAACUCUUGUAUCAGCCAGAAUUGACCCUCCUUUACCUCCAAAAAGCAUUAUUUUUACUUCAAGUUGUAUGAACUGCCCUGUUUGUGUUACUCCACAACAUAUAGAUAAGUUUUUUCACUUAUCCUGCGCCCAUAUGUUUUGUAAGGAUUGUUGGGCCAUGCAUUUUGAAGUUCAGGUCACCCAAGGGAUAUCAACUGCUAUCAGUUGCAUGGCACGUGAUUGUGUGGUUCUAGCUCCUGAAGAUUUUGUGUUAAAACAUUUGCAGCAUAAAACAUGUAUUCGAGAAAAAUAUCAACAUUUUACUUUCCAAGAUUAUGUCAAGUCUCAUCCAGAGCUAAGGUUUUGUCCAGGCCCAAAUUGUUCUGUUGUUGUAUAUAGUAAUGAAAUUAAGGCCAAAAGGGCUGUUUGUGAAAGAUGUAAAACUGCAUUCUGCUUUAGGUGCGGAUGCGAUUAUCAUGCACCAACUGAUUGCCAGAUCAUAAAAAAAUGGCUUACGAAAUGUGCAGAUGAUAGUGAAACAGCUAACUACAUUAGCGCUCAUACCAAAGACUGUCCGAAGUGCCACAUAUGUAUCGAGAAAAAUGGGGGUUGCAAUCACAUGCAGUGCUACAAUUGCAAGCAUGACUUCUGCUGGAUGUGUCUGGGUGAUUGGAAAUCACAUGGAUCGGAAUAUUAUGAAUGCUCUAGGUAUAGGGAAAAUCCAAAUAUUGCCCAUGAAUCUGUCCAUGCACAGGCUAGGGAAGCAUUAAAAAAAUAUCUCCAUUAUUAUGAAAGGUGGGAAAAUCACUCAAAGUCUCUGAAGUUAGAAGAACAAACUCUAGAAAAACUCAGGUCACGUAUAAAUCAAAAAGUGAUGUCAGGAUUGGGGACUUGGAUUGAUUGGCAAUAUUUGUUUACUGCAGCCAACCUUUUAGCAAAGUGUCGUUAUACUUUACAAUAUACAUAUCCUUACGCUUACUAUAUGGAUGCGGGACCGAGAAAGGAGCUAUUUGAGUACCAGCAAGCGCAGCUGGAGGCUGAAAUUGAAAAUCUGUCAUGGAAAAUUGAAAGAGCUGAGACCACUGAUAGGGGAGAUUUGGAGAACCAAAUGGAUAUUGCAGAGAAACGAAGAACUACGCUUUUGAAAGACUUUCUUGAUGUGUGAUAUUUUUUAAGUUAGUUUUUUUUUAAUUGUUCUAGCAAUUGCAAUGUUGCCAAUAGUUUUGGCUCAUUUUUCAACAACUUAACUGUGAUUGUAUGAGCAAAAAAAUCAGGCAAGUCACAAAUACAAUCUUUAGGUUUGCAUUUACAGAAGUUGAAGGAAUAUUUAUGGUACACUUCAUGGAAGUAUUUGGAAAAAUCUGAGGAGCAAUAAAGAUAUUUUUCAAUUAGGAAUUUUACAAAUUUUAAGUGUCUUUCAAUUGCGCGCUUUUAUUUUUCACAGUGGGUUCCAUAUUCAUGAAAAGAAUUUCUGUAAAUAAUUUUAAGAAACUUCCAAAGUCACUAGCAAUUUAGAAUUAGAAAAAUUUGUAUUUUUGCAGUUUACAAAUUAACAUGUUGAAACUACAGUAUAUAUAUAUAUAUAUAUAUAUAUAGAUUCAUAGUAAGAAUACCAAUACAUUAUUUGCGAUGGCAAAUUAAUCAUUAUGUUGAACACAAAUCUAUUUAUUUUGUUUAAUAAAAUAUUAUAGAUGAAAAACAAAUUCUAAAAAUCUGGUGUUUCUACACUUAAAUAUUUUUAUUUAACACUUUGUUACUUGUUUUCAGAAUUAUUGUAAAUAAAUAAAUCUAGGAUUUUUUUUAUCUUUGACUUUGGAGUUUGAUAUCGUGACCAGUUUUUACAUUUUGUAUAACAUGUAGUUAUAACUUGAUUUUAGAAUGUAAACGAAUUUGAUUUUACUUGAUAUUUCCAUUUUUUUAAAAGUUGGGUGUACACUGAUUUAAAGAACAAAAAUGAAGGGGAUUUUAAUUCUGUGUUCAAAAAUUCGUUUCUUAUAAGUUUAAGCGCCUUAUCUUUGUUCGCGCGGCUGAUGCAGUCAUUUUUGCAUAUGGUUCUCGAUCAUAAAUUAUAAAUAAUAAAAGUAAAUUGCUUUUUAUUAACUAUAUAUAAUAAAUGAACCCAAGUAACUCAUUACAAUGAAAUUUAAUAUUGCACUUUCUGAACUAUGAAGGGUGGAUUUUUGAGGUUAAAUUAUCGGUUCUAGUAAAUAUAAUUCAAUUCUAUCAUUAGUCAUUGAAUAUUACACCUUUUUGAUAAUUCUAAAUACAAGUUAAUCCAAAGUCCAAACAU
Messenger RNA from Cylas formicarius (sweet potato weevil), 2745 nucleotides. It is a transcript of the gene ari-2, whose product is annotated as potential E3 ubiquitin-protein ligase ariadne-2. The coding region runs from base 160 to 1620 and encodes 486 amino acids. Gene Ontology annotation, molecular function: ubiquitin protein ligase activity; ubiquitin conjugating enzyme binding; zinc ion binding. The transcript is spliced from 4 exons. Lineage: Eukaryota; Metazoa; Arthropoda; Insecta; Coleoptera; Brentidae. Gene Ontology annotation, cellular component: ubiquitin ligase complex; cytoplasm. Gene Ontology annotation, biological process: ubiquitin-dependent protein catabolic process; positive regulation of proteasomal ubiquitin-dependent protein catabolic process; protein polyubiquitination. The record is from RefSeq and is a predicted model, not a curated record.